Molecule: messenger RNA, 2736 nt
Organism: Octopus sinensis (East Asian common octopus)
Lineage: Eukaryota; Metazoa; Mollusca; Cephalopoda; Octopoda; Octopodidae
Product: zinc finger protein 665-like
Exons: 4
Coding region: 738-2351 (537 amino acids)
Biological process (GO): central nervous system development; regulation of transcription by RNA polymerase II
Cellular component (GO): nucleus
Molecular function (GO): RNA polymerase II cis-regulatory region sequence-specific DNA binding; DNA-binding transcription factor activity, RNA polymerase II-specific
Source: RefSeq, a predicted model, not a curated record
ACUGAUUUUCUACAUUCAGCAAAUAAAUACCAAAACUUCUGCUAUUAUACUCGUCUCACCCAACGGGUGUAAUAGUAAAAAAAUUACCAACUGAAGUAAAUGAAGAACACAACACAAUAAAUACAGACAGCAGUGGGAUUCGAACCUACUUUUCUUGUUAUUACAAGAAAUAUCGUAAAGGAAAUCGAAACAAUGCCUCGAUUUGUGUUGUAAUAAAAUGAGCGCGAUCUUUAAUAUAGAUUAUCUAUUUAGUAAUUAAUAUCCAUAUACAUAAAAAGUAAAUGAACGAUGAACAGUAAUAACAUCAUGAAAGCUAAUAUUUGGUUUUGGUUUAAUCUAAAAAGUAUCGGGAAAUAUUUACGACAGUCGGAAACCGAAACAUCAAGCACUUGCUGUGGUUUAAACAUCCAGGUUCGGGGAAUAUCAGAUGACAUUGGCCCAAGAGAGAUUGUUUUACGUCGGAGCCAUCGAUAUUUAUCAUUUUUAAGACUCGGAACAACUCCCAUACACAACAGAUAUAAAUCUUCAGCUGAAUUACUGUGAAUUAUUUGCACUGUGGUUCUUAGUAAAAUUUCCCCACUUCACUAUAUAUAAUAGGAUGAUUGUGGAUUCUAGAUAAACUUAAAUUAAAAAAGAGUUUGCAGCCUCUACAAACAUUGACAGAGACAAUGUUUAUGGAAGUAUAGCACACAAGAAAUAUUUUUCAGGAAGAGAGUAUAAAAAUUGAAAGAAAAAUUAUGGAAAAUGAAUUGUGUGAGAAGAAAAUUAAAUGUGAAACACAGUCUAAAAGGAUUCCUGAUCCCGGUGAUGGAAAGAAAGAGAAAGUAAAAAUGUUAUAUGACUGUGAUAUCUGUAAAAAGACAUUCUCUCAAAAAGGUAACCUAAAUACUCACAAACGUAUUCAUACAGGAGAGAAACCAUAUCACUGUGAUGUCUGUGGUAAAUCCUUCUCUGUAAGUAGUCAUUUAACUAAACACAAACGUAUUCAUACAGGAGAGAGGCCAUAUCUUUGCGAUGUGUGUGGUAAAUCCUUCACUGGAAGUAGUGAUUUAACGACCCACAAACGCAUUCAUACAGGAGAAAAGCCAUAUCAUUGUGACAUCUGUGGUAAGUCAUUCUCUGGAAGUAGUUACUUAACGACUCACAAACGUAUUCAUACAGGAGAGAAGCCAUUUUGCUGUGAUGUUUGCGGUAAAUCUUUCCCUAAGAAUUGCACAUUAACAAGACACAAACGCACCCAUACAGGAGAGAAGCCAUAUCAGUGUGAUAUCUGUGGUAAAUCAUUCUCUCAAAAUGGUGAAUUAACUGCUCACAAACUUAUUCAUACAGGAGAGAAACCAUAUCAGUGUGAUAUUUGUGAUAAAGCAUUCUCUCAAAAUGGGGAAUUAACUACUCACAAGCGUAUUCAUACUGGAGAGAAACCAUAUACCUGUGAUGUCUGUGGUAAAUCUUUCUCUGUAAGCAGUCACUUAACUAAACACAUACGUGUUCAUACAGGAGAGAGACCACAUCACUGUGAUAUUUGUGGCAAAUCCUUCUCUCAAAAAAGGCACUUAACUACGCAUAUAGGUAUUCAUACAGAAAAAUAUCACUGUGAUAUCUGUGGUAAAUCAUUCUCUCAGAGCAGUCACUUAGCAACACACAAACAUAUUCAUACAGGAGAUAAACCAUAUCAUUGUGAUAUCUGUGGUAAAUUAUUCUCUCAAAAUAGUCACUUAACUACUCACAAACGUAGUCACACAGGAGAUAAACCAUAUCACUGUAAUAUUUGUAGUAAAUCAUUCCCUCAAAAUAGUGACUUAAUUACUCACAAACGUAUUCAUUCAGGAGAGAAACCAUUUCCAUGUGAUAUCUGUGGUAAAUCAUUCUCUCAGAAAGGUCACCGCAUUACUCACAUGCAAUUUCAUACAGGAGAGAAAACAUAUCACUGUGAAGUCUGUGGGAAAACAUUCUCAGGGAUUAGUUACUUCACUACUCAUAAACGUAUUCAUACAGGAUGGACACCAUAUCACUGUGAUAUCUGUGGUAAAUUAUUCGCUCAGAACAGUCACUUCAUUACUCACAAACGUAGUCACACAGGAGAUAAACCAUAUCACUGUGAUAUUUGUGGUAAAUCAUUCCCUCAAAAUGGUGACUUAACUACUCACAAACGUAUUCAUUCGGGAGAGAAACCAUUUCCCUGUGAUAUUUGUGGUAAAUCAUUCUCUCAAAAAGGUAACCUCAUUACUCACAAGCACACUCAUACAGGAGAUAAACCAUAUCACUGUGAUACCUGUGGUAAAUCAUUCUCUCAGAAAAGUCACUUAAUCACUCACAAACGUAGUCACACAAGAGAGAAACCACAUCAUUGAAAUUUGUGGUAAAUCAUUCCCUUGAGAAUGGUGACUUAGCUACUGACAAACGUUUAUACUGAGGAGAGAAGGCAUACCUCUGUGACACACGUAACCCAGUCACUCAAAAUACUUACUUAUCUAGCCAUGUAUGUAUUUAUGCAAAAAAAUUACUUCAUUAGUGAUGAAAUGUGACUUGCGGUGAAUAAAUUUCAGUUUAUGAAAUACUUGAUUUUUGUCAAUUAAAUUAACGUUUACAUUUUCCAGUUUGUUCAUGAAUUUGUGAGUUUCAGAUGCUCAGAAAAUUACUCUAUUAACCAACAAACAAAAAAGAUUGAUUUGUUCAAUGAAAUUCUGUGCUGGAGUGGCUGUGUGGUAAGUAGCUUGCUAACCAACCACAUGGUUC